CCCAUCUGGGACCUGACAAGGAUCUUUCUCGUUGAUUUUGUAAUUUCAUUUAUUUCCUAAAUUUAAAAAAAGAAAAAAAAACGGAUUUUUAUUUGUUUUGCCGUAAUACUUUUUCCUUAAAAGGGAAGAGAGAAAUGAAAGUACGAAGUUGUUAAGGUUGCUGCUGAUGCGAUUAUGACGGAUGAAUUCAUCGUCCUUUUAUAAAACCCUAGAAAAGCCCGCCGAAAAUUGGUAGCCCAGACACAAUUCCCUUGAUCCGCGAGCUCACACAGAUCCCAAUAGCCUCCAAGCGACAGCGAGCUUGUGUUUUUGUUUUUGUUUCUUCUGUCAGGUAAAUGAUCGAACACCUGGAUUGCUUAUGUAAGUGUAUACGUGGGGAGUGGAUGCUUUUGCUUGAAGAUAGGGGGAAAGGGUGACUAUUUUAACGACUUUGAUGUUAUGGAGGGGAGGAUUCUGUGGCGUGUUUUCGCCAUUUUGGGGCUGAAGGUGUGGAAUGGCUUUGUGAGUUUUGGGAGAUUUUUGAGGGUUUAGCUGAUAAAGAUUCGAACUUUAUUGACUAUGGGUGGUGAGUUUUUAAUGUUUCUUGAAUUUAUUUGAAGGACCCUUGGAAGGAUUAUAAGGUGCAGCUUUCUUUAGGAGUGAUUUCUGGGUUUUGCAUUUUCUUGAUCUUCUGGAAUUCUUGGUCCAUAAUUUAUUCUGACUCUGUGAAUUUCCUAUCCAUAAAGUUCAAGAAGACAAGAAGAUUGUCUUAGAUUGUGGGACAAACAGAAUCAGGAAGAGAAUAUAUAGUUGAAGCCUGAAAUUGCUCUGUUGAGAAAUGGUUUGACAAGGGUCAUUUUAUUGUGUACAUAUGCUGGGAAUCUGAUACCAAUUGAGGCUUUAAUCUUUUGUUUGAGGGGAUUUUAUUCAACUGCUUUUGAGUGAUCAUGGAUGAAGCUUCUUGUAACAACAAUGCUUUACCUCCUUUCCUUGCCAAGACCUAUGAAAUGGUGGAUGAUCCCUCCACUAACUCUGUUGUUUCCUGGAGUCUCAACAACAAAAGCUUCAUUGUUUGGAACCCACCAGAAUUCUCUAGGGACCUCUUGCCAAGAUACUUCAAGCACAACAACUUCUCCAGCUUUAUCAGACAGCUGAAUACUUAUGGAUUUAGGAAAGUUGAUCCUGAACAAUGGGAGUUUGCGAACGAGGGCUUUGUUAGAGGUCAGCCACACCUAAUGAAGAAUAUCCACAGACGCAAGCCGGUUCAUAGUCAUUCUACACAGAAUCUUCAUAGUUCUCCCUUGAAUGAAUCAGAAAGACAAGGGUACAAGGAUGAUAUCGCAAAGUUGAAGGGCGAUAAAGAAUCGCUUCUAUUGGAACUGCAAAGACAUAAGCAGGAGCACCAGGGACUCGAGUUACAAAUGCAAAGGUUAACGGAGUGUGUGCAGAAUGUGGAACAGGGCCAAAGGAACAUGCUGUCCUCCUUGGCUCGAACUUUGGAUAAACCGGAGCUAGCAUUAAGCCUCAUGCCUCAAAUGGGACUGCCCGAUAGAAAGAGAAGGCUGCCUGGAAACAAUUACCUUUAUACUGAAACAGGCACGGAGGACAAUCAAACGAGCACUUCUCAAAUUUCGAUGCCUGAAAAUAUGGUUUCAACUUCUCUUGUUACGUUCAACAAGGAGCUGUUAGAUCAAUUAGAGUCUUCUUUGAUCUUCUGGGAGAAUAUGUUACAAGACGUUGGUCAAACGGUGGUCCACGAGAGUCCAGCGAUCGAGUUGGAUGAAUCUACAAGUUGUGCAGAUAGCCCUGCCAUUUCGUACACACAACUAAACGAUGAGGUUGAACCCAAGACAUCUGGAAUCGACAUGAACAUCGAGCCUAGUGCAAACCCUGUUUUGGAGGUUGCUCCACCGGAAGAGACAGGGGUUGCCUCUAAUGUACCAACUGGAGUAAACGAUUUAUUCUGGGAACAGUUCCUUACUGAGAAUCCCGGUUCAACAGAUGCCCCAACAGACGUAUUGUCAGAAAGGAAAAAUCUUGAUGGCAGAAAAAGCGAAAGCAAACCAGUCGACCAAGGGAAGUUUUGGUGGAGCGUUAAAAGUGUAAAUAACCUUGCUGAACAGUUGGGACAUCUUACUCCAGCAGAGAGAACCUAACUUGGUAGGUUAUGUUAUAUUCUUUUAGUGAAUAUUAUGUCAUGUUUUACACCUUUCUGGCUUGUAUACUAGAGAGAGAUUGUUUCAUCAGGGAAUAGUAUAGAGAACCAUUUAUGCUUGUCAUCAUGCUUAUAGAGUUUAUGAAUCUUAUAGAAUGUCUUUACCACCAUACUUAUAGUUUAUGUCCAUGGAUAAUUGAUUACCAUUUCUUUU
Messenger RNA from Ipomoea nil (Japanese morning glory), 2348 nucleotides. Its product is annotated as heat stress transcription factor A-4c-like. Bases 927 to 2135 code for a protein of 402 amino acids. Lineage: Eukaryota; Viridiplantae; Streptophyta; Magnoliopsida; Solanales; Convolvulaceae. Gene Ontology annotation, biological process: regulation of transcription by RNA polymerase II. The transcript has 3 exons. The record is from RefSeq and is a predicted model, not a curated record. Gene Ontology annotation, cellular component: nucleus. Gene Ontology annotation, molecular function: DNA-binding transcription factor activity; RNA polymerase II cis-regulatory region sequence-specific DNA binding.